AGCCAUUGAUUAAAAAAAUAAUUAUUUUUGACUUUUAUUUUGAAGUUUGCAUUUGAAUACCGGAAAGAAAGGAACGGAAAUUUAAGCAGCGUUCCAUGAACGUAAAUAGCAGGAUUGGAUCUAAGAAAAUGGAGCUUCCACCCCACGAAGGAUCGGUACUCUCUGUGGUUGACAUGCACACAGGUGGAGAGCCUUUGCGCAUUAUCCUUAGUGGUUACCCAGAGGUAAAGGGCGAGGGUGUGCUAUCCAAACGGCGCUACGUGAGAGAGCAUCUGGACUACCUACGGAGAGUGUUGAUGUUCGAACCAAGAGGACACUAUGACAUGUACGGAGCCCUGGUCGUGGAGAGUGAGAUACCUGAAGCCGACUUGGGGGUUCUUUUCAUGCACAACGAAGGUUACAGUACCAUGUGUGGCCACGCAGUCAUCGCUCUUGGGAGGUUUGCUGUAGACUACAAACUUGUUCAAGAGCCAAGGUCGCCAGAGACGCAGGUGAAUAUACACUGUCCAUGUGGCCUGGUUAAGGCAUUUGUGGAGUACUCCAAUGGUAAAACCGGAGGUGUGAGGUUCCACAGUGUUCCAGCGUUUGCAUUUGCAACAGAUGUAAUUGUUGCUGUGCCUGGGCAUGAUGAAGUCACUGUUGAUAUAAGCUACGGAGGAGCAUUCUACGCAUUUGUAAGUGCAGAGCGAUUUGGCCUGGAUAUCAACAAGUCCAAGACCAGGGAUCUGGUGGAUGCAGCUACUGCAGUGACCAACUCUGUCAAAUCUCAGGUAAAACUGCAUCACCCAACCAGUGAGGACCUGGCCUUUCUCUAUGGCACCAUCCUCACAGAUGGAAAAGAUGCCUAUUCCCAAGAGCCCACUGCUAACAUGUGUGUGUUUGCAGAUGCCCAGGUGGACAGAAGCCCUACAGGUUCAGGGGUCACUGCCCGUGUGGCUCUCCAGUAUCAUAAAGGCCUCAUCCAACUCAACCAGACUAGGACCUUCCAGAGUGGGGCCACAGGAUCUCUGUUCACUGGCAAAGCUGUUCAGGACACCACAUGUGGAGACUUCAAGGCUGUGGUGGUUGAGGUGGCUGGCAGAGCACACUACACUGGCGUGGCCAGCUUUGUGCAGGAAAGUGACGACAAGCUAAAACUUGGUUUCCUGCUGAAAUAGGAGCAGCUACCAGUGCCCACAACCACUUUUGAGUGCAUCUCCAUCCAAGCAAAGGACCAUAUCAGAUUGCAAAUCAAUUGUAAAAAUAAAAAAAAACACACAAAAAACCCAUCACUCAUUGAAGGCCUAUGUAGCAUCGGUAAUGGUCAUAAGUAUUGUGUGUACUGUAUGCACAGAGUCUGACAUAAGAGACAUGGCAGACAAGGCUGUUGGAAUUCCCUCAAACAUCUGAAUGGUUAAGGUCAACUUCCAUGAGCAGGUGUCCAAUAUAACAAAGUUUGCUCCUGUCCUGUAGUGGUCAUAAACACAAAAUUAACUAAAAAGUGUUAAGUAGGAUAACUUUGGUCAUAAAGUCAGUCUUUAAGGAAACAAUGUCUCAGAUUUCUUGGAUAUUUGAGGAUUGGGUUUUGAUUUCAGUCAUGCCCAGUCAUCGCCUGGUACAAAGCGAUGGGAGAGCUGUGACACACUGGUCUGGACAGGAGUCAGUUUGUUGGUGCAAUAUACACGCAAAAAUUGUUUGAACUUUGAUUCUCUCAAACAUUUUUCCCCCU
This is a messenger RNA of Oncorhynchus mykiss (rainbow trout), 1708 nucleotides long. RefSeq names its product trans-L-3-hydroxyproline dehydratase (gene l3hypdh). Lineage: Eukaryota; Metazoa; Chordata; Actinopteri; Salmoniformes; Salmonidae. Gene Ontology annotation, molecular function: hydro-lyase activity. The record is from RefSeq and is a predicted model, not a curated record.